Messenger RNA from Closterium sp. Naga37s-1, 2313 nucleotides. NCBI's taxonomy places the organism in Eukaryota, Viridiplantae, Streptophyta, Zygnematophyceae, Desmidiales, Closteriaceae. The record is from the annotation of a GenBank genome assembly.
AUGGCAGCUUGUGCGUCGACCCUCGCGUCCGCCGCCGCAUUUCAAGGCGUCUCCGUGCCGCGCGCCGGUCCUCUCGCCGCAGAAGGUGGCUUCCCCCACUCCGUCCUUCGACGCGCAGAGUCGCUCCCCGCGCGGGGGUACCGAGCGGUGCGCGUGCGCGCGUCGUCGCGCGCGGAUGACAGCGAGGGCAGCGCGCAAAAUGGCGCGCGCGCGUCUGCGGAGCACCCUCUCCGCGCGAAGCUCCUCUCCCGCCGCAGGCUUUUCGCCCUCGCGGGGCCUUUCGCGCUCGCGCUCGCCGGUUUUCCGCGGAUCGCCCGCGCGGAAGGAGAAGGUGCUGACGUGGCAGUGCUGGAUGCGCCUGCUGAGCCCGCCAUUGUGGAGCCAACGCUGACGUCAGACGCAGUCAUUUCAGCAGAAGCGUCAAACGCGAAUGCUGCGCCUCAGCAGGAGUUGAAGGAGCAGGCGGAGGGGCAGCAGCAGGCGUUUGGCGGCGCGUGGCUGGGCGCGGCGCUGCUGGGCGCGGCGCCAGCUGGCGCGCUGGGAUUCGUGCUGCGAGGGGAGCGCGCGCAGCGGGAGGCGGUGGAGGGUGACCUGGCGAAGGUGCGUGUGGGACAUCAGAUAUGCUCGUUAUUCCUCUCAUCUCACACUCCAUCCUUCCCCCCUUCUCCCCCUCCUCACUCGCAGGCGCGGGCAGCGCUGGCAGCAGCGGAGCGAGCAGCGAAGGAGGCGGAGGGGGUGAAGGCGGAAGCAGCAGCGGCGGCGGCGGCGGCAGCAGCAGCAGAGGCGCGCGUGGGGGAGGCGGAGAGGGCUCGGAGGGAGGUGGAGGGGAAGAUAGGGGAAGAGGCGGAGAGAACCAAGCGGGCGGAGGAGAAGGCGGGUCAGCUAUCCACGCAGCUCUCCCAGCGGCAGCAGCAGCUGGCAGCAGCACAGGCGGAGGCACAGUCAGCAGCAGGAGCCGUCUCAGCCGCCCAAAAGGCGGCUGCCGGCCUUGCUGCCGACCUGGAAGCUUCCAGGAAGGAGCGCGAGGCGCUUCAGCAAGAGCUGGUAUCUGGGCGGGUGAAGCUGCAGCAGAAGAUUGGUGAGGCGGUUACCGCAAAGGGUGACGUGGCACGGUUACAAGGGAGGGUGAAGGAGCUGGAGCAGCGUGAGAAGGAUGCGGCUGCUGAGCUGGAUGCCAAGUCAGCGCAGCUGAAGGAGAGUGCUGACAUGGAGGCCCAGCUGCGUGCCGAGCUGGCGGAUGCUCAGGGUGCGCUGGCGAAGGUUGAGAGUGACGUGGCAACCCUGCAGGCUGAGCUGGCAGAAGAGAAGAGCACGUUGCAGAAAAAGGAGGAGGAAAUCCAAUCUCUGCAUGCUGACGUGGAAUCAACCAAUGCCAGCCUGGCAGCCGCCCACGAGUCCCUCGAGUCGCUCCGAAACGAUCUGGCCUCUGCUCGGGAGGAAGUUUCCCAGAAGCAGCAGGCUGUAACCCAGCUGGAGCUCGACGCUGAGACCCUCAAAGGCGCUGUCCGGGCAGCUGAACGGGCAGCCGAAGAAGCCCGCAGCGAACUCUCCGCCGCCCAGAAAUCUCUCACGGAUCUCCAGCAGCUAGCAGACGACGCGGAGGCCGGAAAGCGGGCGGCGGAAGACGCACUGGAGCGGGAGCAGCGGGCGGCAAGCGCCGCCGUCCAGGAGCUACAGAUGCAUUUGGCAGCAUUAGGGCGGGAGAGGGAGGUGGUGGGGCGGCUGAAAAAGGGCGUGGAGGAGGCGGGGAGGGUGGUGGAUGCGCUUCAGGGGGAGACUGAGGCGCUCAGGGCGGAACUGGGGGAGGUGCAGAGGCGGGAGAGGGAUGGGGAGGAGGCACGGCGGGGAUUGGAGUCCCAGCUGGAAUCUCUCUCCGCUGAUCUGGCGGCCGCUCGGGACGAGGCCGCCAGGCUGGCGGUGGAGAAGGAGACUGCUGACGUCAGCAGGGCGUCAGCAGAGCAGAAGGCGCAGGAGGUGCAGCAGCAGCUGGACAGCACGUUUGAUGAGGUUUCAAGGCUGAAGGGCCAGGUGACACAAAUGACCCGUGAGCUAGAGGCGGGGGAGAAGAAGUUUGAGGCGAUGCUGGAGGUGAGGGCAGAGGCAGCCAUGCUGGUGGAGGCUCUGGAGGACCAGGCUUACGCCGAGGCCAAGGAGAACAAGAAGCUCAAAAAGCGGAAUGCUGAGCUGGAGGAGUCCAGCAAGGCGGCAGCAGCGGUGGCGGAGGAGCUGGAGACGGUGCGGGCUCAGCUGAACGCCGUACAGCAGGGUCGCAUGGUGGGGUCUAAGAGCGAACAGGGGGAUGCGCAGGCAUGA